AUUAUUAUCUAUUAAAUUUAAUUCUUCACCUGAUCAAUAACAUUUUCUGGAAGUUUUGGAUGUGAAUUUAGUUUUACUGCAAUUGGAAAUGAGACUUGAAUUUUAUGCAGACAAAUAUAUAUGCCACUAGAAGAGGCUCGCAAAAAGACUUGGCUCGUGGAUUCCAAGGGGUUGAUUGUUAAAUCUCGUUUGGAGUCGCUUCAACAUUUCAAAAAGCCAUGGGCUCAUGAUCACGAGCCUGUCAAGGAACUUGUGGAUGCUGUUAAUGGAAUCAAGCCUACAGUGUUCAAUGGAACAUCAGGGGUAGGAAGAACCCUUACUAAAGAGGCUGUUGAGGCUAUGGCCCCCUUGAACGAGAAGGCAAAAUAACCAAAUGCACCCCCAAAGUAUAGUGGUAGAGACGAAUUUACUCCCAAACAAAAUACAAUAACAAAUCUACCAAUAAAAUUUUUAAUUUGGA
Rubroshorea leprosula is the source of this 460-nucleotide messenger RNA. The record is from the annotation of a GenBank genome assembly. Lineage: Eukaryota; Viridiplantae; Streptophyta; Magnoliopsida; Malvales; Dipterocarpaceae.